GGGCCAGUGGGUCUGCCGUCUGCAGUUCCAGCCCUAGAGUUUGAGGGGCACGGGAAACCUCGCGAGGUCACCUUGCAGGGUCGGCCUUUUGCUUGCUGCCCCAGAGCUGCUUUUAAAUUCUGAAAGCCCAGCCCCGGAGGCUAAGAAACCCCUGAAGCCAGCCGACCAUGCCCGCAGGUGUGCCCUGGACCACCUACCUGAAGAUGGUCACCGCCAGCCUCCUGGCCAUGUUCGCGGGGUCCCAAGUGGUGCACAGGUACUACCUGCCGGACCUGACAAUACCUGAAAUUCCACCAAAGCCUGGAGAACUCAGAACGGAGCUUUUGGGACUGAAAGAAAGACAACACAAACCUCAAACUUCUCAGCAGUAGAAACCUCAAGAUACAACUCUGCCAAGAACUCUGUGAAUAAUAAAUCUCAAAUACCUAUUUUUGAAAUUUAUCGAGUCAAACUGCUUCUCCUCAAGCACCUUAUACAAUGCUAACUACAAGACGAGAUACACAGUAGAUUUUAACUGAUUCAUUGAGAUUUACUUAUGGUUUGACUAAUGUUUCUUGAAAACUGCCAAAGGUUUCUUAACUGUGGCUUGAUAGAUAAUUUAGUUGUGAAUAUCAUGUGAGAUAGAGUAUUUGCAAAGA
This is a messenger RNA of Molossus molossus (Pallas's mastiff bat), 638 nucleotides long. It is a transcript of the gene CUNH12orf73, whose product is annotated as chromosome unknown C12orf73 homolog. The transcript is spliced from 3 exons. Gene Ontology annotation, cellular component: mitochondrion. Gene Ontology annotation, biological process: mitochondrial respiratory chain complex III assembly. The record is from RefSeq and is a predicted model, not a curated record. Bases 168 to 371 code for a protein of 67 amino acids. Lineage: Eukaryota; Metazoa; Chordata; Mammalia; Chiroptera; Molossidae.